This is a messenger RNA of Amblyraja radiata (thorny skate), 846 nucleotides long. Its product is annotated as angiopoietin-2-like. The record is from RefSeq and is a predicted model, not a curated record. The transcript has 6 exons. Bases 1 to 846 code for a protein of 281 amino acids. NCBI's taxonomy places the organism in Eukaryota, Metazoa, Chordata, Chondrichthyes, Rajiformes, Rajidae. Gene Ontology annotation, biological process: blood coagulation.
AUGCUAUCAAGCUGCUUGUCAGUCGUGAGCUGUGUGUGUACAUUCCUGGCUGUGUCAGUGUACAGCUCCAACCAUAAUGGGACAGACAGCUCAGUCAAACGGCAGCAUCGGAUUCAGCAUGGACCCUGCAGCUACAUGUUUCUCCUUCCCGAGAUCGAGAACUGCCAACCAUCCCCUGACCACCACAUCUCCAAUUCACCGCAGCGGGAUUCACCCGUUAAAUCCAACUGCUCCUCAAAACGGCUGCAGCAGCUGGAAGGCAUCCUGGACAACAAUAAACAGUGGCUGCAGAAGGUUCUGAACCAAACAUUACGCCUUGAAAUACAGCUGCUAGAGAACUCGCUGUCAAUCAACAAACUGGAGAAACAGAUCAUGGUGCAGAACCUGGAAAUUACUAAUCUCCAAGAAAAGAACAGCGUUCUGGAGCAGAAAGUCCUGGAAAUGGAAGGCAAACAUGAAUCUGAGCUGGAAUCAAUGAAGAUGGAGAAGCUGGAGAUGCUGGAGCUGCUGCUGAAGCAGAGCACCAUUACUGGUGAGCUGGAGAAGCACCCGAGCACCGUCAUGGGGAAUAGUGAUCACGCCACGUCAGACGACCAAAUUCAUCAAAUUCAAAAAGAAGAACCAGUAGUUUUUAAAGAUUGUGCUGAAGUGUUCAAAUCAGGAAUAUCCAGAAGUGGCAUCCACACACUCCAUAUCCCAAAUGUCACGGAAUCGAUGGAGGUGUUCUGUGACAUGGAGACCAGUGGAGGUGGGUGGACAGUGUUCCAACAUCGGGAAGAUGGGAAUGUGGAAUUCCACCAGGACUGGAAGGAAUACAAAUCACAAUUCUGGAUUGCCAUCAUUUAG